AUUCGAGUAUGCAUGACGUCACCGUAAUGUGGUUUUGGAGCGACAGAGAUCAUUGGACCUAGGAUGCAGUCGCGAACAGAUGAUUGGAUAGACUUGUUGUUGAAUUGGCCAAUGGCAAAAGCAACAACAGUUUCCUUGGUUACAAAUGUUGUCAACCGGGAAGCGUCGACAAGUCACACUAUGUCGAAUAACAGAUGAGACAGCAAUGAGUGGGAGAGAUCUGCGAGGUUUCAUAACAAGCCACAGAGCUGAUGAUUUGGAAAAGCUGACCCUGCGCUUGAGGGAUGGACUGGGAAGCUCAAAGUAUAAACCAGUUCAAUACGAACAGCUGCAGGCCAUGCUGGAGGCCAAACGGAUUACAUCACAACACAUUGAGGAAAAGGUGAGGAGGACUCAGCAGGCGGCCAAGGAGAGCAGAGAGGGCAGCUUGCUCCGCCAGCACAGACCGGUGUGGGCCAGAGAGUACCAGAGACUGGCCAGAGCACUAGAGAAGGCAGAAUUAGAGCUUCAGAAUUUUCUGGAACAGCGGGGACGACAGGACGGUGGAGACGGCGGACAUGACGGAGGCGUGAUUGCUGAGAUGUUGGGUGAAAAGUUGCUCUUGCAGGCAGACAGGGGUUCAUUUCAGUUGGCCACUGUGGACCCGGUGCUGCAGCUCAGAGAGGACCUUCAGUACCGCCUGGACAGAAUACAUGUGACAGCCCCCCAGCACAAUGAGUGGGAGCAAAUCCUCCAGCAGGUGUGCUUUGUGAAGGAACAGCAGGAGGCUGUGGAGGAUAAGCUCCAAACUGAAUCCCUGGCUCUGGAGCAGGACCUGGCUUCUCUAGGCAUCGAGGAGGCACAUGGCGAGGGCUCAGACGGCACGGCUAAUCUCCAGGAGGUCUCAGAGGAGAUCCUGUCUUCCGAAUGUCCCUACCCGGAGCUGAGCGCCUUCCUGAUCCACGCGUUCCACGCGCUGUCACAGAAAUACCAGGAGAGACUGCGGAGCGUGGAGCAAAGGCUGGAGGGCUUGGACAGGCACUGUGGCUGGCCACCAGAGGAGCACCUCCGCUUCCAGCUGACCGUGGGCCAGUACUCUCCUGAGCUGAGGAACCACCGCCACCUCUACAUGGACAUCCUGCAGAGGCUCUACCCCGACAUGCCCAGACAAGAGCUGAACCAGCACGAGCGGAGCUGGGACUGGUACCGCUUCACGCUGGCCCAGAGGAAGGCUGUGGUCCAGGGCUGGCAGCGCGACCGGGCCGAGCUCCUGCUGAAGGCCCAGGUGACGCUGGAGGAGGCCCGGCAGCAGCACCAGCAGCAGUGCGCCCUGCAGGACGACCGCAGACACCAGGAGCACAUAUGCGGCCAGCUCAGGGACAAGCUUCAGCAGUGGCGUGCCCAUCAGGAGGAGGUGGCUCAGCUGGAGGCAGCCAUAGCAGAGAGGAGGCGGGAGGAGGAGGAGGAGAGGAUGAAGAGGGAGCAGGAGAGAGAGCUUGCCAAGAGGACACGGCAGAAGGAGCAGGUGAAGCAGUUCUACUCCGAGCUGAGCAGGAGGAGAGAGGAUAUGCAGCGGAGGGAUGAGGAGAGGCUGCGGGAGCUGAGGAGCGUGAUGGAGGAGCAGGCCAGGAGUGACAAGGAGAGGGUGCAGUUUCGUGAAGAACUGCUGUUGCAGCGCAGAGAGGACAAGGAGGCUCGGGAUCUGCAGAAACUGAAGGACGAGGAGGAGAGAGAAGACCGGCUGCAAGCCCUUCGCAACCAGGUGGCUGUUGUGGCUGACGCCGACCCAGAAAGGAUGAUGGGUGAUACGAAGGCUUGGAAGGGGCGACAGCAGCCGGCAGAGGAAGAGUUUGUGCUCCAAAGACCCCUCUACCAUCUGAACACUUACACAGAUACACAGAUUGUGUCUGAUCCCAGAGUGAGGAUCGAACAGGCCCUCCGCCAGGCUGGCCUGCACAACACGCUCUACGCCAAGGAGGUCUUAUCCACAGUCCAGCCCCCGAGACCACCCAGACGAGACAUGCAGUCCACAGCCUUCAAAUCCUGACAUUAGCACAUGUACGCACACAUACGCAGACAAACACACAUACGCAGACAAACACACAUACGCACACAA
This is a messenger RNA of Clupea harengus (Atlantic herring), 2095 nucleotides long. Its product is annotated as coiled-coil domain-containing protein 148. The record is from RefSeq and is a predicted model, not a curated record. Lineage: Eukaryota; Metazoa; Chordata; Actinopteri; Clupeiformes; Clupeidae.